AUGGUUAUUUCUGUCUUUUCCAUAGAGUCCGGAGCCAUGAAUGUAUCAGGAGGAAACAGAGUGACUGAGUUCAUCCUCCUGAGUUUUCCUUGCCCCAGGGAAAUACAAAUCCUCCUUUUUGGGGUGUUCUCUCUGACCUAUGUCUUGACCCUCAUGGGGAAUGGGUCAAUCAUCUGUGCAGUGAGGUUGGAUCAACACCUUCACGUCCCCAUGUACAUCCUGCUGGCCAACUUCUCUUUCUUGGAAAUCUGCUACAUUAACACCACUGUUCCUAACAUGUUAGCCAACUUCCUCUCUAAGACCAAGAGCAUUUCUUUUGCUGCCUGUUUUCUCCAGUUCUACUUUUUCUUUUCCACAGGUGCCACAGAAACUUUCUUUCUAUCCCUCAUGGCUUUUGACAGGUACCUAGCCAUCUGUCAACCUUUGCACUACCCCACAAUCAUGACAGGACAUUUUUGCAUCAAGCUAAUAUUCCUCUGCUGGGUGAGUGGUUUCCUCUACUUUCCAGUCCCUAUUUGCUUCAUGACUCAAUUACCUUUCUGUGGUCCAAAUAUUAUUAAUCACUUUCUCUGUGACCCGGGACCCCUGUUGGCUCUGUCUUGUGCUCCUACCCCAGGGAUUGAACUUUCUUAUGCUAUCCUAAAUUGUCUCCUCAUCUUUGUAACCUUCCCUUUUAUCCUUGGAUCCUACACAUUAGUAUUCAGAGCUGUCUUGAAAAUUCCUUCAGCAACUGGAAGGAAGAAGGCCUUCUCCACUUGUGGCUCCCAUCUGAUUGUGGUCUCCCUGUUCUAUGGGACCCUCAUGGUCAUGUACAUCAGCCCCAACUCUGAAAAUACCACUGGUUCACAGAAAAUUUUCACUUUAUUUUACUCAGUAGUGACUCCACUGGUGAAUCCCCUGAUCUACAGCCUGCGUAACAAGGAAAUGAAGACUGCUCUAAGAAAAUUCCAGAUGAGAAUAAAAACCAUCCAUGGAAGAUGA
This is a messenger RNA of Sarcophilus harrisii (Tasmanian devil), 981 nucleotides long. RefSeq names its product olfactory receptor 11G2-like. Gene Ontology annotation, biological process: G protein-coupled receptor signaling pathway. The coding region runs from base 1 to 981 and encodes 326 amino acids. Lineage: Eukaryota; Metazoa; Chordata; Mammalia; Dasyuromorphia; Dasyuridae. Gene Ontology annotation, cellular component: membrane. The transcript has a single exon. The record is from RefSeq and is a predicted model, not a curated record. Gene Ontology annotation, molecular function: olfactory receptor activity; G protein-coupled receptor activity.